This is a messenger RNA of Pangasianodon hypophthalmus (striped catfish), 1405 nucleotides long. RefSeq names its product forkhead box D5 (gene foxd5). Gene Ontology annotation, molecular function: RNA polymerase II cis-regulatory region sequence-specific DNA binding; DNA-binding transcription factor activity, RNA polymerase II-specific. The coding region runs from base 200 to 1159 and encodes 319 amino acids. The transcript has a single exon. The record is from RefSeq and is a predicted model, not a curated record. Lineage: Eukaryota; Metazoa; Chordata; Actinopteri; Siluriformes; Pangasiidae. Gene Ontology annotation, biological process: cell differentiation; anatomical structure morphogenesis; regulation of transcription by RNA polymerase II.
CGCAUCUGCGCUCCUAUUGGUCUGACCAUCAGUGGCCUGAAACAGACUGCGAGGGUCCUCAUAAAUAGGCCAUCAGUCCAGCUGGACCAGCAAACAAGAAGCUCACUGCAGACCACACACACACACACACACGCACACACGCAUAAGAGACUUUGCUUGCGCAUUUUCUUAAAGCUGCGUCCCUUGUUGUGGACUCAUCAUGAUCCUCUCCAUGGAUGAAGCGCCUCAGCACGCAGCCACCUCCUCUGAAGAAGAAAUAGACAUUGUCGGGGGUGAUGGAGGAGAGUUUUUCCUGCCUUGUCGGGACACAGAUGACUCCCCGGCGGAGUCCAGCGCGGAGGCGGACACUUCAGGAGCUGACUCUUCCGGGGAAAGCGAGGUCACGACCCCGAGCCGCCCGGCGAGCGGCUCUGUUAAACCUCCAUACUCCUACAUCGCCCUCAUCACCAUGGCCAUCCUGCAGAGCCCCAUGAAGAAACUCACUCUCAGCGGCAUCUGCGACUUCAUCAGCAACAAGUUCCCCUACUACAAGGCAAAGUUUCCGGCGUGGCAGAACUCCAUCCGGCACAACCUGUCGCUCAAUGACUGCUUCGUCAAGAUCCCCAGGGAGCCUGGGAACCCGGGCAAGGGCAACUACUGGUCUCUGGACCCUGCCUCGGAGGACAUGUUUGACAACGGCAGCUUCCUGAGGAGGAGAAAGAGGUUCAAGAGGAGUCGUCCUGAAUACUGUAAAGAAGGACUUGUGCUUUAUCCCGGCGUUAGUGCUCGAUCCUACGGGAGGCCUUACUGCGUGUCAGGACGUCCUCUAACGCAGCCUCUCGGAUACACACCGUGUCCGUAUUUCCCGUGUCAGAGUGUGGCUGAUGUUAAGGGCCUCCAAGCUGGAGAGUUUGGGCCUCAGGCGCGCCUCACUUUCCCCGAGCAGGGGCCCGAGCGCCAGACGCAGAAGUGCUCGUUUACUAUCGACAGCAUCAUGGCAAAAUCAGACAGUCCCACACGCAAAACCCCUGUCCUCCAACUUCCAGUCGAUUAUGGACAUGUCUUCUCGCGGUCAGCCUCGUGUGUGCUUCCCGGCUUUCUGCCAGUGACACGGACUCCUUUUGCUUUGGCCACAGUGCCCUUUACAGAAAACUUACCAAUGCUCUAUCCUAACUGCUGAACAUGCUAUAGACUGUCACAACUGAACCAGUUUAUAGCAAUCAUGUUAUUGUUAAAGCACACAAGUGUCUUUUAUUUGCACAUACAGUGAAUCCCAGCUGCCUUAUGCGUUCCAACAAGCCGUUUUUACACAGCUUUAAUGUAAAUAUAUAAUGUUAAUAUAUGUGUGUAUUUUUGUGUGUAGCGCGGAAAUACGGAAAACUGUGUCGUUUUGUGUUUAAUCAAAAAAUAAAAUGUGAUUAUUAUA